CUUGUUUAUAUCCGUGAGUGCUGCUGGUUUGAUAAUAUCUGUAGGAUUCUUUUUAAUGACUUCAAGUCCAGUACCGUUUAAAUACAUCAAUUUUGGCAGMAAUCUAUACAGAAAUCAGCCCCCUUAUGCCGUUGACAAAUUAACACAACUACUGAAAGGAAAUGAUGGGUUUUUGGAGUCGACCGCUGGCUUGUACACAACGCCAUCACCAUCACUCAUGACAAACAAACAAUCAUCAUCAUUGUCAUCAUCAUCAACUGUACUGACAUCACCCUUAUCGUCUAACACACCAUUAUUAUCAUCAACUAUACUGACAUUACCUUUAUCAUCUAGCUCUCCACUAUUAUCAUCAACUUUAUUAUCAUCAGUACAAUCAUCAUCACUAGCUUUACAAUCCUCUCAAUCAACAACACUAUUUUUAUCAUCACAAAUCAUGCCAUCUUUAUCAUUACAAUCCCAAUCACUAUCAACGUCGUCAUCGCCAUCACCUUCAUCGCCGUCAUUUAUCUCAAUAGGGAAGGACAAUGUCACGUGGUCAUUUCUUAACGACGAUUUCCUGGAAAAUAACAGAGAUGGUUCGUACCCAACGCCUCUACCGUGUCCAUAUUUUCAUUUAAGAAGGGCUGGGAAAACUCAAAAAGAAUCGUAUACGAAUACAACCGCGUACUGCAUUGAACACAAAUCAAGUAACGCAGCUUGUGAAAAGGCAUCUAGCUACUUUGGCAAACCAAACGAAAACCUAGAGGAACGGAAGUGCUCGGAAACUCAUCAUCCUCGAAUUUGCAAAUUCAUGAGAACAGUAUUGAAAACAUUUGUCUUGGAGUGCCAAAGUGAUAUCUGCAAAUCAUCGGUAUCCAUGGGUGUUCUCAAUAAUGAACAAGGAGUUAUCACAAAUUGGGAAACAAUCGAUCCUUUCAAUACAAAAACCGCAAGAACAUUUGUAGAAAAGCAUCUUGCGUCGCAUGACUUUGCGUUUAUCAAGUGUAACGAUAUCCUUCAAGCAUUGGUCUUCCCACCGAAAAUAAAGCACCUUAAGAACUUGAGUUUCCGUAGCAGGAUCAACAUUAACAUCAUAGUGCUGGAUAGUAUAGCCAGACCGCACUUUUACAGGGUUAUGAGGAAGGCUAUUGAUACAAUGAGGAAAGUUGUCUACGAUAAUUCUAUUCCUGCUACUGUUCUGGACUUUGAGUUAUUUCAGAGCAUUAGUAUGCAUACCUUUGAUAAUAUGAGACCUCUGUUUUCAGGAAUUGUUCAAGGUAAAACUAACUUCAUUGAAGUUCAGAAAACGCAAAUGCCACUUGGUAUCCACGUCCUAAACGACGAGUUCAAACGCCUUGGCUACACUACACUAUACCAGGAAGAUGUGUGCUGGCACGACCAUUGGGGUGUCAACCUAAAUAACAUGCUAAGAAACGAUGGAAAGGCGUCUCCACAAAGGUGGAAUGAGUUUCAGAAGAUCGCCAGGACUCACCACAUUGAUCGCUAUGGUUUGACGUAUUUCAGCUGCGAGGUUCUCAAGAAGUAUGGCCUAACAAACCAUUUUGACAGACCUUCUCAAGUCUGCUUGAAUGGACAGUUCUAUAAUGAAUAUUUCUUGAAUUAUGUCAAAGAUUUCGUAGAGGAACUCCAACACCAUGAGGACAGUUCUCCUGUUUUAUCGUAUUCCCAUAUUAACAGCGCACAUACAGACACUGGAUCCAGAAUACGAAACGACGACAACGGUCUGUCAGACUUUAUUCUUAGCAUGGCAAGGGACCCCAAUACUCUGACGAUGAUCAUGUCAGACCACGGGCAUACCCGCACAGGAUACGGACAGACAGACGAAGGCAAGCGUGAAUUGUAUCAUCCCCUUCUGUUUAUGAUCGUUCCGUACCAUGUGGCUGGUCUACUGGGGAAAGAUCGCAUGGCAGCUUUGGUUAAUAAUCAAAAACGUUUGUUAACAACGAUGGACCUUCACAGAGCAUUGAUGACACUACACGAUGUGAAGCCUUCCAGUGACUAUCAGGUUGCUGGUGUAUUCGCAAAAAUCCCUCCAACUCGAAAAUGCAAUCACGUCCAACUGAUGCCACUUGUACGGUGCCAGUGCGAGGGCUCUGAGACUCAACUAGAUGACAAUGCUCAUGGUUAUCGAUGGCUGGCCGAGUUCGCCCUAGGAACGAUCAAUAACAUUGUACAGAAACAGUAUUCACAAAGUAUCAGCAAAGACUCUCCAGUUCACAAAGGCUUUGGUAAUUGUGUACGAAUGAUAGGAACAUCAUUUCGUCACAUCGUUCAAACUAUCGAAGGCACAUCAUCAACCUUUAACGUCCAUAUUAACGGUCCUACUAUUGGCUUAGAAAACGAUGAAAUAUUCACCUUCGCUGUAGAACUCAAGAAUGGAGUACCGACUCUAAAAUCUUACGACAGACAAACCCUCUAUAACAAGUUCAAAACAUGUUCUGAUAAAACUGUGGAAAUCAAACUCUGCGCUUGCGACAAACGCAAGAAAAUUACUGAAGUUAAUGCCCUCAAACCACAAGAAAUGAAAGCUUUAGUUUCUACUCCAAUGUUUGACUCUGUUCCUGAAAUUAAGGAUUUACACGGGGGAUGCUUAUUUCAAGUUACAAGAAAGCACAAAAGUAGUUUUAGUAUAGCUUAUGAGAUUGCUAAUUCCUGCAAGGGACAGAAGUUUAGAAUAUCAGUGUCGGGGUCAGUAGAGUAUGUCUUUCUAUCGAGGUCUGUACCAUUCGACGUCGAGGUCGAACCAAAUGAGAUCUUGUUUUUGUUCUCAGCAGCAAGACAGAUUUUGAACUUUAGUUUUAUGAACAUUAAACUGACGGCUUCAAAGAUUUAACAUAAAAACCUUUUAUAGAAUUUCACUUUUUAUACCCAUGUACUAGCGUUGACGCACUGAAUCCGUGAAAACUAUAUUUGACUAAAUUGUCGAACUAUUUAGUUUGAACAGCUGCACGGAUUAAGUGCGAUCACUCUACCAAUUAGUAAUUAUUAGUAAGUAAUUAGAGCGAUCGCACUUAGAGUCAUUUUCAUCCGUCUGUGAAGUAGUUACUACUAGUCGUGUUUAAUAGUAAUUACUAGGGUGUAGUAGGCUACCAAAAACUGAAGGCAAAAUCAAAACCGCGUUUGCCGUUAUUUGUUUCUCGCGUGUCAUAAGUUAAACUAUUGGGAGCUAAUAGGGAGUAAUAGUAUUUAAUAGUACAAUUCCCAUUUCACAGACGGAUGAAAAUGAAUCUAAACCGUGUAACUGUAUGUAAUAUAUAACGUUGAGGUA
Molecule: messenger RNA, 3268 nt
Organism: Exaiptasia diaphana
Lineage: Eukaryota; Metazoa; Cnidaria; Anthozoa; Actiniaria; Aiptasiidae
Exons: 9
Coding region: 56-2833 (925 amino acids)
Source: RefSeq, a predicted model, not a curated record